AUGGAGGUCCCUGGACUAAACUCAGAAUCCAUCCGACGCCGCUGGAUUACGGAGUACGGCCCGGUACCUGCCACCCAGCUGCCUUUGGCAGACUUAGUGGAUGAUGCAACGCUCGGAUCCUGUCGCCGACUGACUGCUGCUGCGACAACGCAUGCCCCACUGCCCGAGGGUCAGAUAGGAGAAUUCUUCACCAUGGAUCAGUUCCACUGCUCUUUCAAGCCCUUGCUGAAGUCCUGGAGUGCACCUUCAGGCUUCUGUGGUGCCAUGGCUGUGGCUGGGGUCGAGCUCUUGUUCGAAACGCUUGUCACGGGACCAUUGGGAGUCGCUGGGACACCCCAGGCACCCGACUUCAUGUCAGAUCUUGCAUCCACGCCCCUCUGCUCCCUGGACUUAAUGCCACCUCGAGCUGAGUCAAUCAUGAAGCAAAUUCACAGCCGGCGGACCAGCUACAUCCAAGACCAUGCUGCCAGCUUUGAUGCCAAAGGCGCUCGACAGAAAUAUUUGAGUGCAUGGUAUGCAAACUACGAGCUGUCUGACGUUCUCCGGGAGUACUGCGCGCAACAGCCGGCGAUGGGCGUGCCAGAUGACCUCCUUGACCAGAUUCUCUUCUUGCGGGAAAAUCAGUGGCCAGCAUACGCUGAUGCUGAACACGAGGAGCGGGAGCGGCUGGUUGAGGAAGAAUGCUUCGGAGGCUGCAAGGUGACUACGGAGAGUGGGAGCGAAGGUCUUCGUUUCGAUCCAAAGAAUGGAGAUCGCUCGGUGAUUGUGGAGAUUCCAAACAGAGGGCUCUUGCUGCGUGCGGAUGAAUGGGAGGUCCGAUGUGCAGGAACGGCUGGAUUUCCGAGGAUUGCUUGUCUCGAUGUGGGUGGCCACUUCACCUGUGCGGUGUUCUUCGAAGCACCUGCUGGCGAGGGAGGUCUCAUGCCAAGUACACUACAUUUCAACACCACGAAGAGCAAGUAUUGCAACCGCCACAUGUUACAGCUUGCUCACUUCCUCUUCGCAAUGCGAGCUCCGGUCGCACCAAGCGCCGGUCAAGGACUGAGCGAAGAGUCUGCGCCCUCAUCACUCACCCGUGAAGCCUUCGUCAUUUACGACUCCGAUUGA
Messenger RNA from Symbiodinium necroappetens, 1107 nucleotides. The record is from the annotation of a GenBank genome assembly. Lineage: Eukaryota; Dinophyceae; Suessiales; Symbiodiniaceae.